Messenger RNA from Malaya genurostris, 11808 nucleotides. RefSeq names its product lachesin-like. The record is from RefSeq and is a predicted model, not a curated record. NCBI's taxonomy places the organism in Eukaryota, Metazoa, Arthropoda, Insecta, Diptera, Culicidae. Bases 520 to 1890 code for a protein of 456 amino acids. The transcript is spliced from 11 exons. Gene Ontology annotation, cellular component: neuron projection.
ACUGCCGUCGAUGUUAUCGCAAAAGAAGUUAUGUUUUCGAUUCAGUUUUUAUUAGGAUACGUCCGACGUCAGGUCGGUUUCUAGCGUCCGGGACGGUUGAAGUCUGCCGGUCUGAUACGAAGGAUACAGGUUCGGAAAGAGGAAUUUUUUGGGCGUCCUGGUGUUGUGCUGAGCGGUUAUUGUUUAUUCGAGUUUAGGAAGUGUUUCACGAAUGCCGCUGUUGACCUUGGUCGUUGCCAAAUCACGUAUACGAAACGAACGCAAACCACCUAGACGCUAAUUAUAAGCCAAAGUUAAAAGUGUUUCAAAUGAAUUCCUAGCUAUAAAAACAGAGCAGUGAAGAUACCGACCGUGUUUUUGAGUCUGCAAUUGACAGUUUUUUGUUUGUUUGUUCAGAAGUAUAAAGAAGAAAAAAAAACAUCGUGUGUCGGGUGGAGAUAAGUGUCGAAAACCGAACCGAAAUUUUCUCCGCCGAUAGCGAGAGUGUGAUAUGAGAACACCGUCCCAACGGAGCAGCUGAUGAGCCCCGCCACGGAACACCACACGAUCGGGACCCUCCUUCUCAUGCUUUUGGCAACGGCGACGAGGGUCUCUACGAACAGCGCAGUCAAAACAGGAACAGUACCAGCUGUGAACGUGGUGGUGGAGGAACCAGAAUUCACAGAGGUUAUAGAAAACGUAACAGUGCCUGCCGGACGGAAUGUCAAACUGGCGUGCUCCGUCAAGAAUCUAGGAUCCUAUAAAGUAGCGUGGAUGCAUUUUGAGCAGUCCGCCAUCCUAACUGUACAUAACCAUGUGAUAACGCGUAACCCGCGGAUCAGCGUGACGCACGACAAGCAUGACAAGCAUAAGACCUGGUUCCUACACAUAUCAAACGUCCAGGAAGAGGACAAGGGACGUUACAUGUGCCAAAUCAACACCGUAACGGCCAAGACGCAGUUUGGCUAUCUGCACGUUGUCGUGCCACCAAACAUCGACGAUUCGCUCAGCUCGAGUGACGUCAUCGUCCGAGAAGGAUCUAACGUGACGCUGAAAUGUCGCGCCACGGGAAGUCCCCACCCGAUGGUCAAGUGGAAGCGAGACGAUAAUUCUAAAAUAGCUAUUAAUAAGUCGUUAAGUGUGCUCGAGUGGGACGGCGAAUCGGUGGAGAUAUCGAAAAUCUCCCGCCUGGACAUGGGCGCGUACCUCUGCAUUGCAUCCAACGGCGUCCCACCGACGGUGUCGAAACGGAUUAAGGUCAGCGUUGACUUUCCACCGAUGCUCUGGAUUCCCCAUCAGUUGGUAGGAGUGCCGCUCAAUUUCAACGUGACGCUAGAAUGUUUCACCGAGGCGCAUCCAACGUCGCUCAACUACUGGACCCGGGAGGACGGACACAUGAUUCACGACUCCAGAAAGUAUAGGACAGAAUCAAUGGUGGGCAUGCCGGCCUACAAGACGCACAUGCGGCUGAACAUCUUCAACAUCCAGCAGGUCGAUUACGGUACUUACAAGUGCGUAGCCAAGAAUCCUCGAGGGGAAACCGAUGGAACGAUCCGAUUGUACAUAUCUACACCACCGACAACAUCUCCUGGUCCUCCGACCACUGAGCAGGUUGAUUUUUGGCCCAGUAAUGGCCGUAACGAAACCGCCGGAUCACAUUACUACUUCAACGGGGGUACUCAGCAUCAUCCCAAUUCGUAUUCUGUGCACGUGACUGACAAAAAUUCUAAAUACUCUUCCAAUUUGAACGAAAUUGAUAAGUCCGAACAGAAAUCUUUCGACACCAAAGUCAUCUAUUGGUCUGGUGCAAGUGGACGCGUCUUAGGCACUUCACAAAUUAUACGCAACAUUCUGUCCAGUAUCGUGAGCUCAACAAUACUAGUUUCAUUGGUAAGGUUCACCAUUAACUAAACAUACGAGCAUCCACUAUAGAGAAACAAGGGUCCUAUAAAAGUUGUCUGUAAUCAACACAACAAAAAGGUUAGUAGCUAGAUGAAAAUAGCAAAAACAUAACAAACACUUGUGCACUAUUGCAACGGCACCUAUGAAGUGACAGAAAUAAACAUUAAACUAUAGUUGAGACAUGAAUAACUGAAAGCAGGGUUUAAACAUAUAUAUACUAAAUCACUAGGAUUAUGCAACCAAUUACUAGUAAGCAUUUAGUACCAUGUUUGAUUAACAAUAAGGAAUAAAACUGCAGACUGGCAUUGUUUUGCAGUCAAAACGCUUCUAUGUAAAACACAAAUUACCACAACGUAAUAAAAACCAAUUAUCGCGCAUACAUUAUAAUGCCAUCAUUCACGGGCACAGUUUCAGUAGUAAAAGCCCCGAACAGAUUGAUGAAUAUGUUGGAAGCGAAGAAAAAACUACCGGCACAGAAAAAAAAACACAGCACCGCAUUGUAAACAUUUUCCACGAGCCAGCAAAAAUAGAUAAUUCGAUUUCCCUUCCCAUACCUUCCGGAGUUGUAGCAAAUUUUAAUUGUUUCAUGCAACUUCGAAGAAUCGCUUUAAAGUCGUCCAAAUAGGAUUUAAAUUUUGUUGGCUCAACAACUGCCGGAACAGCGACUACGGUGCUUAUGUGAGCGGCUGCAUAUGCGGCCAGAAAACGAAAAACAACACCGCUUCUGUUCGGUUCAAUUUCAUGGAAAUCGAUUACAGGAUUACAGGCUGACCUAACAUUUUCGAUUUGCCUUGUACUCAUCAAUUUUGAAAUCGGCUUACUAGGUGAUAGGAGGCAAAAUGAUGGUUUUAAUUUGACAUCCGAUAAAAAAAACAAAGAUGGUUCGUGUCUAGUGCGAUAUAUGAUGUUCAGUUCAACCGUUCAAUAUCCCGAAUGAGUGAUCGCCAUGCACAAAAUUAAUGAAAGAAAAAAACUUAAUAAUGGAACAUAUAAUGUAAUCAGUUGAAAUAGGUUGCACACAGAAAAAUUAGAAAAUAUGAGCUUAAGUGUUUGUUUGGUACAUUAUAACAAAUGUGUAACUUCAGGGGUGUUCAAUGCGGUAAAACGAGUUGUUUGAUAAUUUUAAAUAACAAACUAGUGGAAACAUGGAAAAAGCACAUGGCUCAAUUUGUAAGAAUAACUGUUAAACUGUAGCUGUGCAUGGAAAAUAUAUUGCUUACUAUUGGAAACGGUGCCAACUCAUACUUAAAUAUGUGUCAAAUGUUCGCCAUAAAUUUAUCAUACAGGACAUCUCAGUUUUAUAUAACUAUAUUGACAACAUGAAAUGUUAUUCUUUCCGCCAAAGUCGAACACUACCAAAUUGGCGCCCCUGAUGUUCGCAAACAAAAAACAUAUCAAAUCAUGUGUCCUCCAGCGAUCAAUCCAAUUACAUAUUAUAAUACGACCAAUACCACUGUGUCAACUGUCAAAUAAGCCGAAACGAAAAUCAAUUCCGAGCUUAGGUAUUCUUAUAUUAUUUAUGUUGUAAAUAAAAUGUGAAUUUUGAAACUAGCAAGCAAACACAACUAUUCGAAAGAUAGGAUUUAUUUUUAAAUACUCACUGCUCUCGAAUUGUGUAACUAAGUUAGUUUUGAUUUCAAAGGAUGUGCAAUGUUUGAAUUGAAGUCCACCGAUAUUCUUUUUAAAUUUUUCGAUGGGGGAGGCAGAGUUGUAAGUGAUUGUUUUUUCAACAAUCUUAAUUUUUUGUCGAGGAUUGUUUGGAUUGAACGCUCCGGAUAUCCAUUGAGCUUUCCAAUUUCGAAAAUAAAGUUUUUCUCUUUUAUUGCAGCAUCUCUCUUAAGGGGUAAGGUCAGCAUUCUGUGAAUCAUAUGGUGGAAAGCUGCCAUUUUGUGUUGGUGGGAAUGAUUAGAAGUAUUUGAUAUGACCCGAUCUGUGUUGGUUGGCUUCCUGUAGGUAUAUCUCGAAAUUUAAGGUUUUUGCCUCUCUGACAAUGAGGAUAUCUAAGAAAGGUAAACUGUUGUCUUUCUCCUUCUCAUAGGUGAAUUUAAUGUUUUUAUGUAAGUUAUUAAUCAUUUGUAAGAAAGUUGAUAAAUCAUUGCGUUUGAUGAUACAGAAUAUAUCAUCAACGUAAUUCCACCAGCUAGGUAAUAAUCCCUGGUUUUUCAAAAGUUCUUCAAGAUUUGCCAUAAACAAUUCGCAUAAAAACGGGGAGAGCGGGUUACCCAUUGGUGCCCCUUGUAACUGUUUAUACAAUCCGCCUCUGAAUUUGAAGUAAUUUACAUCCAUACAAAGCCGAGUUAGGUUCAGAUAUGACCUUACUUUGCUUUUCCAUAAACUGUUACUAUGUUGUUGAAGUAACCAAUCUUCUAAUAGAUUGAUUGAGUCUUUCACCGGGACACUUGGGAAUAAGGCGGAUACAUCGAAUGAUACCAUUAUUUCGUCUUCUUCGAUUUCAACAGAAUUUUGAAGUUGAGUCGUAAAUUCUUGUGUGUUGGGGACUGAUCUACUGAAAAAAUUUUUUGCCAUAGAAUGGAAUUUUUUUACUAGCCAUUUGGCGAUUUUUUGGGUACGGGCUCCCACUGAAGAAAUAAUUUCUCUUAUUUCGUUACCAGGUUUGUGAACCUUUGGUAGUCCUUUGAUUUUGGGUAAAGAAGGGUUAGGAACUUUGAGGUAAUUGAGGUUGAUAUCGAAGUUUGGAUUACAUUCAAGAAGAGUUUUAUCUAUUUUUUUGAUAAUUUCAGGAAGGGAGUCGGUUCUUUGUUUCCUAUAAGGACCAUCAUUAAUUUUUUGGGUUAUCAAGUUGUCAUAAUCUUGUUUGUCCAUAAUAACUACUUUAUUUCCCUUGUCAGCCUUUACAUAAAAAACAGGCUUUUCUCGCAAUUGUUUCACUAGUUAUUUUUCAUCUAUGGUUUGCUGAUUAUUCAAAGAAGUACGGGUAUAGCGUGAUGGGUAAGUCGAUGCCCUUUCACGCAGCCCACCUGGGUUCGAUUCCCAACCCCGCACAUAGGGUCAGAAAAUUUUUCUGGCCCGAAGAGGCGAAUGACCUUAAGGUUAAAACCUCUAUAAUCGAAACAAAAAAAAAAGAAGUACUUUUAAUGACGUCAGCUACGAUAGUUCUGGCGUCAUUAAUUCGAGGAAAGGAAAGAUCACAGUUAUUUAAACCUGUUUCUUUAUCUAUAAUAACUUGUUCGAUAUUAAUUUUGAAGAAAUUGCAUAAUUUAAACCAAGAUUUAGAAGAUUCGUUUGUUCAUUGGUAAAAUUUUGCGAUGAACGAUUUACAAGGAAAUCCUCCAAAAAUUGUACUGGAGGUUUUGGGGGGCGGUCUGGAAAAAUUUUGGAACGUAACUUUUCGAAUUUCUUAUGAAGAAGAAUUCGUUUGCGUUCGGAUUCGCAAUGUUCUGCAAUUGUUACUUUGUUUAGAAAAGUUUCGAUGCCUUGGGGAUAUUGUUUCGCUAGUUUCAAGUGAAGGUUAUAGCAUUCCAAAGUUUUUACGCUCUGAAUGCUAUACAAUUUUUUAACCUUCUCUUUCAAAAUUUCGUGUUGAAUUUUAAUUAGAAUUUUUCUAGAAAAAGAUCUCCCACCCUUUAUUUUACAGCAUGUGGGAAUUAAUCCAAAUCUACUGCAUUUUUUUAAAAACGCAAUAUCAUUGGAUAUUCCCACAAUUUUCUUUCUUAACUUAAUAAACCUGUUUGGCUCACUUGGCUUGGUAACCAUUGUCAGAAAGCUCAAUCGAUCUUCGAAAUCUCGUGAGGCAAUGAGGAAUUCGCAGCCUAUGCGAAUACGGUUCGAGCAAUAGCAGUAUUUGCAAAUGGCACGGACUUAUUCAUUUAGAAAUGAUGGUUUGAUCUAUCGUUUUCAGAAGAUUUCAAUGUAUAAAACAAAAACAUUGUAAGAAGUUUGGAAGUAACCUUUUCGAUCGCAUUGAACUUUAUUUUAUUCCGAAUUACAGAAUGAUCAGCACUAGAGCCAAGUUCAACAAAUGAUCAUGUAGGAUAACGGAGAUAUUCUGGCCACUAAUAAAUGUUCUGUUCUAGUGCAUCGAUUCUUGAAUAAUAAAAGACUUUCAUAAACAUAUUAGAUACAUAUCAACCAAAAAUAUUCCCGUUGCCCUGUUUUUUAAACAGCAAAAAGCUUAGUUUGCGAAGUUUUUUAUUCCUAUCGCCCAAGAAGAAGAUUAAAUCACUAUAUGUUCCCAUGAUUUUUUUCGUAAUUUUUAGCGAUUCAAAACUGGUUUCGUAUGAUUGUUUUGUUUGAUAAGAAUCUACGAAUUAGAUCAAAGUUUUCACUUGAAGAUACCGCAAUGAUGCUAGCACAAUUCAGUAUCUGCUCAAAUACGCCCAGAGAGUAAGCCAGAGCAACAUUAAUAAAAAAUCGAUUAAACACCCUUAUUUUGCACUAAAUUUCUGUUUGAAUAAGGCGUAUUGACUUUUCGAUCAAUUCUGCUAGCAUUAUUAGGAAUAGAUUUGAGAAUAAGAGCGAUUAUUUUCGUUUAGAAAAGUUUCUGGUAUUCGAAAGUCUCUUUAUCGUUAAUUGCGAAACUCGGUAUGGUAUAAGUAGAUCUGAUAACACUCCUUUAGUGAAUUUUAAAUACUACGAAUAUUUUCUGAAUAAGGGCCGUCGAGUACUCUGAUUGGUUCCUCAUACGAAUUUAAAUCCAUGUUGGACUUGAAAAACACAGCAGUUUGGCUUCAAGAACCGUGCGAAACCGCACGAUCACCAAACGAAUGGUAUUCUGUAGAGAUGGUAGAGCUGCUCAGUAGCAGAACAACUUUCGUUGUUAAAAAUAUUUAUAAUAAAAAUGAUUUCCUCUUUCAACUGUUGUGAAAAUAUUAAGGUAAAUAUAUGUAACUGCGCUAACGGUAGCUGUUAUUUUAAAAAUAACAGUUUUUCAGGCUGAGUUGCCAGUUUCAUACAUUGUUCGAGUAAUAUUGUUUUGACAUUACGAGUUACUGAGGGGUAGUUAAAUUUGCGAUACAGUUUUUAAUAGCGAGUGGCAGGUCGUGUCGUCGGUAUAGUGCUGAAAAGGUUAAAAAACAGGUGUUACAACCAAAACUUGCUCAAAGAAUAUUUGUAAAUCGGUAAACUUUUUAUAAAAGAGUAAUCUUCCUUUUUCAAGCUAAUUUCAUAUAUAAUAAUUAAAGAAUACUCACUCGAUCUUCUUUUUCAACGAAUGCAAUUCGAUAUUACUUUGUGAACUUUGACUGAACGAAGUCUCUAAGAAUCUUUUUGUAAGUCGACAGUCUAAUUUAAUGCACGGUUUCAGACGACACUCUUUGAAACAGCUUCCUUGCUACAGUUCGGUGUACUGCUCCACGGUGUUCUAAAUGUACAAAUCCAUGUGCAGGAGUGUUCUAGUUCUAGAUGCAUAAUUUAUGUCAGUUUUAAAAUUUAAAUCUAGAAAUUAUAACGCAAUAAACUGGCAGCCCCAGCAGCGUUUUAUCAGUGUUUCAAAUAUAGAAAAAAAUAGAACGGGAGCGUAUACCAGUUUUAAAUUUGUCAGAAGAACUGUUCGAAUAAAUAAAACUAAAACGGCUUGCUGCGGAUACGUUUGUUUCAGUUUCAUUUAUAUUGACCACCCACAGGAAUCUUGCAGCUGCUGAAUUUGCUCUUAACGGCUAAGAGAAGGCAUUUUUCAACAUUUUUUACUACAAAUAAUAAAUUUCGAUAUUCAUUUCCAAAGCCAACAUUUUUUUUUACCUUUUCUUGAGAAUUCCUCAUACCAAAACCAACUACGGUGACAACUUUCUCUACCAUGUAUCGCUUAUUUAAUGAUUACUCGAAUGUGUUCGAUUUUUACUUAUCACACAACACUAUCAAACUUUUGCGUAUAAGGCAUAAACUUUAGUUAAGAGUUAGUUAUAGUUACCCAUAUUGUAGAAUAAGUGUUUAGAAUCAAUUGUACCUACUUGCAAAAAUGAUGAGGUUUUGUGCCAGCGGAUUCCCUUUGAAAGAAUAAUUGACAAGAUGAUAUGUUGUGCACAAGUACGUCUGUAUUAUAAGAUAUCUUAUGCUGCAUGCAGUGCUUAUUGCCUUUUGCCUUUCUCUAUAGAAAAGUAAUGAGAUUGCUAGAAAAGCCGACUUUUUCAAACGGAGUCUCGGAGACCCAUAGCAUUGUAUACCAUUGGACUCAGCUCGAUUAACUCUGCAAAUAUCUGCGUGUGUAGGAAUGCAUGUGUAUGUGCAGGCACGAACUUUAUUACUGCUCAAUUUUCUCGAAGAUGACUGAAGCGAGUUUAACAAACGUAGGUUCGUUUCAAAAAUAUUAUUGGGUUAUUGCUCAAGUUUGAAGAUUAAAUCCAGAGAUAUAAUGGUAGAAUUGACGAAACCCGUUGUUUUUUUACCGCUCAACUUUCUUAGAAAUAGCUUAUAGGAUUUCAACUUAGGCCCGUUUUGCAGUUACUUUUGGACCAUUGAUCAAGUUCGAAGAUCAAGUAACUUCCGUUUCAAGACGUAUAAUGGUAUAGGUAGCCUAACUCGUUAUUUUAUUACCACUCAAUUUUUUCAAAGAUCCGAACUUCUGAACCGAUUUCAACAAGCUUAGGUUGCCACUUUUGGUUCCGGAGAUAUAUUGGUAUAGGUGGCGUAACCGAUAUAACGCGUUGUAUUUUUCUACCGUUCAAGUUAAAUUUUCUCACAGUUGGCUAAACCAAAAGGUUUGGUUUGAGAAAUGUUGUCGAAUAUGUAACAUAAACGCUGAAGCAUGUGACGUCAAAAAUGAUCCCAAUUUAGUGUCUGAAAUUAAUCUAAUAAAAAGGCAAAACAUAUUUCAAUGAGGCUGUUUCGAUGAAAGAGAAAGGUAUUAUCACACCACCACCUCGUUAAGUUUUUUUUUGUAAAUUCGCAUGCAAUACACUCUGAAAUUAUCAAACUGGACGCAAAUUACGCUAUUUGUUUUAUUUAGCUGCAACAAAUGCAUCAGUUUUUAUCGAGAUGCACUAGAUCCUUAAGGUCUGAGGCCAGUAGGUCGCGUAAAACCACGUGGCUCGCUGUGCGUAUUACAUUUCUGUCCAUGCUCUCUCGCAAAUGUGCAAAAUGACUCUCGAUGUGGCCUCGAAGUUUUUUAUAUUUUCGGUUACAAGUUUGACUACAUCACAUAAAAUCCAAGAAUGCUACCGCUUGUUCGGCAGCCUUUUUGAGCUGAUUUUAUUUAUCUCUCAUGUUUCGUUACGUUACCAGGGAUCUAAAAUGGCGCCGCCAUAGAAAUCGGCUUUCCUUCACAAAAAUAACUUUCACUUCAUUUUUAUCGCGACAACAUAUAUGUUUUUAUGCACUAAUCGCAUCUAAAUUAAAUUAUCUAGACAUUGUCAGGAUAGAUUUUUGAUCCAUGCUUUUGAAGGCGAGAUAUUCAAUGAAGAAGUUGAAAGUUGCCGUUUUCAGCUAUGAAAUUCUUCCUUCAGAAAAAAGACUUUCCCGACCGCUAAAGUCAAUGAAUCAUUCUGAAUUUUCACAGAAUAAUCUAAAACUAAUUUUCUAAGAGAUUGUCAGUUGGGUUUUUUUAUAUUCGUCACCGUUUCUGAAAAAAUCAGAUUUGAAGCGUGAAAAUAGCCCUCUAAAACGCCCAAAAACACACUGCACAGUGGUCCGAAAUGGGAAAUUAGAGUGACAAAAAUAUUUUCACUAUUGAAUAUUAGUUUUUUGUAGUUGGUGUCUUCACAAAAGUUGUUUGUAAUCAAAAGAUGCUCCCUUAAUGAAAAAAGUUACUAGGGUGGUCCUUAUUAAAAUUGAAAUCUAAAAUCUAACUUUCUUAAUAGAACUCAAAAAUGAUUUCGUUGUACAAUAGAGUUGUAGAAAAUUUUAUUUUUAGCAACUUUGCCUAAAAAAGCACCUCUCUAGCUUUUCAUUUGAUCAAGUUACAUAAAUUUUCCCCAGUAAAAGUAGGGUGGCUCCAGAAAAAUCACUUUUUUGUUCUAACUUUUUUGUGAAACGUUCUAUGGAAGUUGUUUUCAGAAGAAUUGUUGAACUAAUUAUUGCGCACAAUUUUGCUGAAUCAAACUUUUUCAUAUGAGCUACCAGUUUUUGUGUGUCUUAUUUCUCGAAAGACAAUGUAUGGAACAUUUGUAGAACUAAUUUGAUACUUUUAUUAUUUUGCUGAAAAAAGUAUGUUGAUACGUUAAGGCGUUUAAGAGCUAUGCAAUAUUUUUGAGUUUUUUGAAGGUAUUUUUAAAACUAAUUUAAAUAAGUUAAAAAAAUAACACCCUUAAAAUUUUCUCUUCAAUUUUUACUUGUAAUAUGACCUGUCAGGAACCGCAUAGGAUACAUUUUUAUCGAUCUGACAUCUAAUGAAUAUUGAUAUUUGAAGGUUUACUAGUUUUUGAUGAAAAAACAAUCAUAACUUUUCACUGGUAGCUCAUAUGAAAGGCUUGGUUGAGCAAAAUUGUACGCAAUGAUUAGUUCAAUAACUCUUCUGAAGACAACUUUUCGGUGGAACGUUUCACAAAAAAGUUAGAAUAAAAAAGUGAUUUUUCAGUAGCCACCCUACUUUUACAGGCGAAAAUUUAUGUAACUCGAUCAAAUGAAGAGCUAGAGAGGUGCUUUUUUCAACAAAGUUGCUCACAAUAAAAUUUCCUACAACUUUAUUUUAAAACAAAAUCAUUUUUAAGUUCAAUUAAGAAAGUUAGAUUUCAGAUUUCAAUCUAAAUUAGAACCACCCUAGUAACUUUUUUCAUCAAAAGGAGCGCCAUUUGAUUACAAAUAACUUUUGUGAAAACACCAACUACAAAAAACUAAUAUUUAAUAGUGAAAACAUUUUUGUCACGCUAAUUUCUCGUUUUGGACCAUAGUGCGCUGGCCUCAGCCCUUAAGCAUUUACGAUGUGUUUGGUAACGAUGGUCGAGGCGAGCCCGUUCGAAGUCAAUAGCCCCUUUGUUACGGUGGUGACAGUUAAUUUGGUCACAUUCUACAAAGUCAGCUUUACGUGCGAGUAGUUCAGAUAUUAGCGAUACGCGAGCAAAAUUUCGAUUUCCACCACUAAUGCGAAAAUAUCAGAUGUAAACUUCUUAAAUGAACCACGAUUAGAUGAGAUAAUUAAGACAAGUUGAAGUUCAUAAAUUAUCUGACCGUAAGAAACCGAAACCGAUUAUUAGAAAACUCGACAAAGUAGCAGAGUAGAUGUUCAGGAAUAUUCGUACUUUGUGCCUGGACGAAGGAUUGGAUUGUUGACAAUGAAAGAGAAAAAUUAUCCAGAAUGCCGAAGCCAUCUGAAAGACGGAAAAAUUUAUCGUCACCCUGGAUUGAUCCUUGUAAGCUGGUGAAGUAUGAUUGAAUUAUUACCAUUACUUUCUAGACACUCCGGCAUCGUUUCGUAAGGAACAAACUCGUUUUCCGACUACCGAUCGAUAACCCAAGCAACCCGAAGUUCCACAAUUACUUAAAAUAUUUACUUUCUUGCUGUUCAAAGUACACUCUUCCAGAACUUGAAAGUACAGAACAAGUUCCAUGUGAACUUUUUCGCUACAUAGAAGCUGAACAAUGUAUUCUAGAAACCGCUUAGAAGUUCGUUCGGUUGCGUCGCGCGAAUUUUCAAGUGUGAACAAUUACUUAAGAAAUGGGCUGCCUAAAAUACGGCAAUUUCGGUUAGUUGGGAAUGUUUUCAAUACAGCUCGGUUAGACUUUACUGUUGGGUGGAUUGAUUUCCACAUCCUUGUCAACGGAAUCCACCUUAGUGGCAGCUUAUCAAAUCAACACAGGACUUUUAUGAGACCUAAUGCACUACCACCAAAAUAUCCCUCAAUUGUAGUGACAGCUAGCCAAAUCUCUCCAAAUUAUCAUUUCUAUUCCAUAUAUCUAAAAAUUCGUGUCUAUCAAUUCGAGAGCAGUUUACGACUUCUAAUCUUUAAUCAAGCCCAACAAUUUUUUUUCGCAAAUUAAUCUUAAGCAAAUCUACUACAACUUUCCAAAUGAGGUCAUAAUAAAAUGAGAUUAGUAGAA